Messenger RNA from Puntigrus tetrazona (Sumatra barb), 2922 nucleotides. Its product is annotated as zinc finger protein 239-like. Gene Ontology annotation, molecular function: DNA-binding transcription factor activity, RNA polymerase II-specific; RNA polymerase II cis-regulatory region sequence-specific DNA binding. The transcript is spliced from 2 exons. Gene Ontology annotation, biological process: regulation of transcription by RNA polymerase II. The record is from RefSeq and is a predicted model, not a curated record. The coding region runs from base 284 to 1273 and encodes 329 amino acids. NCBI's taxonomy places the organism in Eukaryota, Metazoa, Chordata, Actinopteri, Cypriniformes, Cyprinidae.
UUCCAUUCCGUUAAAGAUUAUAAAGAAGAAGAAACGCGUCGCGCAUCAGAGAAAGAAGCUGAUUCUCUGAUUUUAUUAAAGUGAUAAAAAAAUGGCUCUGUGCUGAAGAUACAGGCUUCACGAUGUGGUUGUGUAAAGUUUCUGGAUUAUCACGAGCUUAUUUUGAGUCGGGGUUCAGGCCAAUAAACACAAGAUUACUUCUAUCUCUGUGAACCUGACAGAUCUGAACUAAGUGUGUUUUAGAGCUGAAUAAACAGAUAAAAACAGAGCCACUGCUGUAGAGAUGGAGCUUGUUAAAGAGGAGAGAGAAGACUGUGUGGAGAAAGAUGAAGAAACUGAGGAACAGAGAGAGAAACGUCAGGAGGGCGUAAGAAACGCAGAACGGUCCCUCAGUCGCUCAGAAAGGAGACAGAAACCCUCGCAAGAAGCCGCUAACUCCUUCGUCUGCCCCGAGUGCGGCAAGAGCUUCACACACAAAGGACACUUCAACGAACACGUGAAGAUCCACUCCGGAGUCAAGCCCUUCAGCUGCCCUCACUGCCAGAAGAGCUUCACCUGUAGGGGACACCUGAAGCGGCACGUCCGCGUCCACACCGGAGAGCGUCCGUACGCCUGCGCUCAGUGCGGCAAGAGCUUCAAGUGCGCCACCAACCUCAAAGACCACCGGCGCUCGCACUCGGGAGAGCGGGCCUUCGCCUGCCAGCAGUGCGGCAAGAACUUCAUCCUGGCCUCCAACCUGAAGGCGCACCUGAAGAUCCACACGGACGAGAGGCCCUACGUGUGCGCCGUCUGCGGGAAGGGCUUCCUGCGCCUGGGCUGCUUCAACGAUCACCAGAAGAUCCACACGGGCGAGCGGGCGCACAUGUGCUUCGAGUGCGGGGACACCUUCACCAGGUCCAGCGCUCUGAAGCAGCACCAGAAGACCCACAGCGGAGAGAAGCUCCACGGCUGCCCUCGCUGCGGGAAGAGCUUCACUCACUCGGGAGCGCUCCGGAGACACGAGCGGGUGCACACCGGAGAGAGGCCCUACCCGUGCGGCGCCUGCGGGAGGAGGUUCACUCAGUCCAGCGACCUGCAGAACCACAGGAAGAAGCCCUGUCCCACGAUGCCUCGCUCCGAGCGGAGCUCCAGGCCAGAUGCGGACACCUCCUCCUGUCUGAUAGGGAGCUCGCCGCGCCUCUUUAAAGGGACCCUAUCGUGGGUUUAUGACCUUAACGCUGCUCCGAGGGAACGACAAGUGUCUCGAAAGAAAGAGUCGACUCCGAAUCACUGAAACGAGUCGUUUUUGAAAACGAAUCCCGCUUGAUCUUCUCGGGUGGGUCUGAGUGAAAGUGCACGUUCGUUCUCGUCUCUUUAGGAGCGGUGAAAUAUCCGUUUCCACGGUAACGCUGUCGAUCCAGCCGACCAAUCACAGCGGAGGAAGGGUUUGGGAGUCGUUGAGCGAGUGAGGUGAAAAUAAUGACAUGUUAAGAGACAAUGAAACGCUUUUGAGUGAGUCUAGAGAAUAAAGUCAUAUUUCAGCGUAUGAAAAAUAAUCAUCAAAACGAACCGCACAUGAAUGAGAACCGUUAGCGAGGAAAUAUUAAUAUUACUGAACAUGACUUUCAUCCGAUACUGAAACGACUGAUGUGUUCAUUGAAUGGUUCACUCAAGAGAUGUUCGAUUCAUUAACAAACUAAGUACUAAGUCUUCAUGCGUGAGCCUCAUUAAAAAAUCAUUGAACUACUUAUUAAGUAGAUCUUUCUUUGAAUAGACAGCAACCACAAGCAUUUUGUCACGAUCUCAGUGAAAUGUUUAGUCUGUGUUGUGAUCGUACAGCUCGGUCUCAGUAGUGUGUUAUCAGCGCUUCACUUCCUGUCCUCGGACUCCACCAAUCAUUCAGGACUCCUACAGUCCAGCUGUUCUGGGGUUCUCUCUGUGUGUGUGAUCUCUCACACACACACACACAGACACACACACACACACACACACACACACACACACACACACACACACAGACACAGACACACACACACACACACACACACACACACACACACACAGACACACAGAGACAGUACAGAUUACAGGCCCCAUCCAGAAUUAAAGAUCUACACCAGUCCUCGGCUGCAUGUGAGUUAUUUAACAAACUUUAAAUAAAGGGUUUAUCAGUGCAUCAAAACAAAUGAAAUGUAUCUCAAUUCUGUAUGAAACUAAUCUUUGUUUUAGGAACUUCUACGCCGGACCUGUUUUCCGUUCAUUUAUAGAUGAUCUCACUGAUUUGACACGGUCCUGGGUUAUUGUGUUAUUUAGGGCUAGGCUGUUAUCACAGAUAUUUAUAUCAUCAUUUUGUUAAUUAAUUUUUUUGGCUUAAUUUGUCAAUCUGAUCUCAGAGUUUGAUACCAGUGUGAAAAAAAUGUUUCUAUGACACAAUAUAUUCCUCAGAAAGAUAGUCUAAUAUUUAAAAAUAAAUACUUCAAACAAUCUUUAUUGAUCUACUCAUUAGAUCUGAAUUGAAGAAAUAUUAAAGCAGCAUCAUUGAGAGAGAGCCAGUGUCUUCAGAACAAACAUCACCGUGAGAUCCUCAGGUUCAUCUGGAUGAAGAUCUCUUUCUCCUUCUGCUCACUACUUCACUUGGUGUAUUUUUCUUGUAUCUUGUAUUUAUGUAUUGAGGCUUGUAUCAGUUGUGAUUAUAUUUUCUUGCCUGAGUUGAUCUGCUGAGUGGUUUUAUCUUCAGCAGCCCGUCCUGGUUAUGAAGUCUCUGAUUGGGUUAUAUUGUAGGAUUAUUUUAGAAUAGGGACCAACUAUUGCUUAAUAUCAUGCCUAUUAUUAACAUACUGGUUUAUAAAGCACUUAUUCUGCAUGACCAUAUUCUUCAUCCACAACCCAAUACCUAAACUUAAAUAUUAAUAAACAGCAGGCUAUGAGUUUGUUGAGAUAAAA